Messenger RNA from Peronospora matthiolae, 744 nucleotides. The record is from the annotation of a GenBank genome assembly. NCBI's taxonomy places the organism in Eukaryota, Oomycota, Peronosporomycetes, Peronosporales, Peronosporaceae.
AUGAGAGUGGAGCUAGGAAGCAACGGCGCGUACCGCAUUGACUCGGAAGAGGCCAUCAAGGAAGCCCUACGUGCUCAUGGAAAGGGCGAUGCGAAUCCGACAAAAACGCUAAUUGAAAAGGAUUGCUACGAGGUGGUAGGUAAGGAAGACGAAAUGCUGGAAACAACGAGCGCAGAUGGUGAAGAAACGAUAAACGCGUUUCAGUCGCUCGUCGGGAGCCUUCUAUGGGUCGCGAGGUGCUCGAGGCCGGACAUUGCAUGUGCAGCGCACGACGCGACUAGACAGACGCAUGCACCGCGGGGCACUGAGUCGCUUAAGCUCAAGAUGGCGCCGGCGCGACCCAGUCGCGACCCGUUGCAGAUCGAAACCUACUUAGACGCUGACUUUGCAGCUAAGAAAGAGGAUCGGAAGUCUCUUAAGGUAGUCGUCGUGCUCCUAAAUGGGAUAGUGGUGUUGUGGACCGCCAAGAAACAGGGCGGUGUGAGCCUUUCGACAACGGAGGCCGAGUUUGUCGCGGCGUCUGAAGUUGCACGCAAGCUCAUUAGCUUGCACAAGAUGCCCGGAGAGGUGGGCGUGGCAACGGCUGUCCCUAUGCUGAUGCAUGUGGACAAUCAGACAGCCAUCAGCCAGAUCGAAGGCGAGGCUUCUUUGAUAUAUGCCAAUUGCAUCACGUGCGACACAAACAUCAGUGCGACCUCACUCAACGCGGGAUCGUCACGGCGCAGCAUGUUCCAUCCGAGCUGA